ACGUCAGAUACACGGUGCUGCAGAGUGAAUACUGGGAAGGUUUCGUUUCCUUUACAGGUGCUCUUGGAGCCGUUACAGGAGACACGGGGCCAAUGGAAGGAUUCUUCGUGACAAUUUCAGAGGCAGCGUGUCUUGGAGUGAGCCUUGCUCUCUCAGGCUUCUCCUUCUACCUAUAUAAGAAGAGCCGAACAACAAUAGACAAACUCAACAAUGCUCCACGGUUACCCAUAGAUAAAAAACUCAAGGACAUCUUGAAAGUUACUCCAGGAGCGUGUCUACAGUAUGUCGUCAUUGAAGGUGGUGUAAAACCAGCUGGAAAGCCUCUCAUUAGUUGGUACAACAUAGAAAAUGUUGGUGUGCUGCGUAGAUUCAUGGUGAAAGAACACAGGCUGUUGUGGAAUGGAUUUUUACGUACAUGGACAGAUAAUGAACGACUCUUGCACGAAAACGUAGAGGCGGUGCCCUUUUUAUUAGUGGGACUGGAUAAUACCGAAAUCAGAGUCUUGUCGCCUUUACAGGCCGCUGGGCUGGACAUGGAGGUCACAUAUGAGAAAUUUCACCAGGUCAGUCACAGUUUGGGUGACCUCAUGGGACAGUACUUUACUGGGGAGAAGCCAAAAGGUCAACUGGAGAUCGAGGAAAUGCUCAAAGUGGGGACAAAUCUUACAGGUGUAGGCGAGUUGAAUCUGGACACAGAUGGCACUCUGAGUCUCCGACCCCCUUCUAACGGUUCACAGUACUUCCUGACCCCAGCGGACUUCGACACCCUGCAAGGGGAGAAUGAAGACAUUGCUUUUUGGUGGAAAGUGUUGGCCAUUACUUCUGCUUUGGCAGGGGCAGCAAUCAUUUUCUGGGCCGGGUUACGCUACUACCGCCACCUUAAGGAUCUCAGGGAGCAGGAACGGGAAAGAAGGGAAUUUAACAGACUGCAAAUUAAUGUACCAGACCAGGACAACCUUCAAGACGUGGCCAUGUGUGUUAUUUGCCUCAGUCAGCCCCGUAACUGUGUCCUGUUGGACUGUGGACACGUGUGCUGCUGCCACACCUGCUACCAGGCUCUGCCACAGCAAUAUUGCCCUAUUUGUAGACAGAGGAUUGUAAGAGUGCUACCUCUAUAUCAAGUCUGACGUAUUUGUGGAAUCGGGUCACUUCAGUAGAAGCUUCACGUCUAAAUUGCUUAACUUAUUAAAUUCAAAAUUAAAUGUGAGUCAUGUUGUGAAAACAUUUUGUCCAUAAUAGAGAUUUGUUGUGGGAAAUAUGGGGAUAUAAAGCAAGUCAAAAAAAUGUGUAAACUUGUGCAAUACAAAUGUUUGUUUUGCUCAGUGCUCAUGUGCCUUAUUUUACCAUUUUCUGCCGAGUGAUGGUACUUUAAAGUAAAUAGAGUGAUUAUUUUAUAGUGCUUUCCUACCCUACCUGAGCACUCAAAGCACUUUACACAACUUCUCUCAUUCACUGGUUCAAGCACUUUUUUGCUGUGAUUUUUCUACGUAGGUUCUUUCUCCCUAACAGUUACAGUGAUUUGUACUCUGAUGGAUGAAUCAGAGGAACUUGGGGUUAGUAUCUUGCUCGGGGAUAUUUGGCAUGCAGACUGGAGCAGAGUUCAGACAGUUUAAUUUCCAUUCUUGUUUGUAUUGGAAAUUUACUGAAACCCAAAUAAAUCUAAUAUCGAGAA
Pundamilia nyererei is the source of this 1672-nucleotide messenger RNA. RefSeq names its product mitochondrial E3 ubiquitin protein ligase 2 (gene mul2). Gene Ontology annotation, molecular function: ubiquitin-protein transferase activity. NCBI's taxonomy places the organism in Eukaryota, Metazoa, Chordata, Actinopteri, Cichliformes, Cichlidae. Gene Ontology annotation, biological process: organelle organization; protein ubiquitination. The transcript is spliced from 6 exons. The coding region runs from base 93 to 1127 and encodes 344 amino acids. The record is from RefSeq and is a predicted model, not a curated record.